Molecule: messenger RNA, 2151 nt
Organism: Cucumis melo (muskmelon)
Lineage: Eukaryota; Viridiplantae; Streptophyta; Magnoliopsida; Cucurbitales; Cucurbitaceae
Product: glycosyl hydrolase 5 family protein-like
Exons: 7
Coding region: 1-2151 (716 amino acids)
Molecular function (GO): hydrolase activity, hydrolyzing O-glycosyl compounds
Source: RefSeq, a predicted model, not a curated record
AUGUAUGUGAUGGGUAUGGGAUUGCUGAAGGUAAAUACUUGGAAGGAAGCAAGAAGUGAAGCACAUUACUUGGUUGAGGAUCUUACAUCAUCUUCUUUACUUCAACGACUUGAGAAUAGAGAUGUCGUUAAAAUGCAUGAUAUAGUUCGUGAUGUUGCAAUAUACAUUGGACAAAACUUUAACAUGUCUACACUUUACUAUGGAUAUAGUACAAGUUGCAAAGGGAUAGAUGAGGAUAAAUGUGGAUCUUAUCGGGGAAUCUUUGUAGACUCUUCCUUCACUAAAUAUAUGAACGAAAUUGAAGAGCUAGAAACGAAUGAGCUAAUUUUUCCGGUGGAUGAAGCAUCAAAGUUAAAAGAGGUUGCAUUGUUCCAAAGCUUAGGAAACAUUGAGAAUGAGUUCUUGCCGAUGGAAAUGAGUGAAGUAUUAUACAGCAUUGAAAAAUUGAAAAUUACAGGAUGCCUCCAGCUGGUACAAGUAUUUGGAAAUGACUCUUAUAUCCAAAGAUGUGCAAGUUUGAAGAACAUGAAUCAAAUGACUGCAACCAGAUUCUCCAAGUUGGUUGAUCUUCAAGCAUAUUCGUUGCCUCUUUCGACCAAUGGAAGAUGGAUCAUCGAUGCCACAACAGGUCGACGUGUGAAGUUAAUGUGCGUAAAUUGGGCAGGGCACAUGCAGGGUAUGUUGGUAGAGGGUCUUCAUCGCAGGCCACUUGAUGAUAUUGCUGCUUUGGUAGCGAAGUUACGAUUCAAUUGUGUGCGUUUGACGUAUUCAAUUCAUAUGUUCACACGACAUGCCAAUGUGACAGUUAAACAAUCUUUUGAGAAUUUUGAUAUGAAGGAUGCCCUAGUAGGAAUAGCUCAAAACAAUCCUUCUAUAUUGAACUUAACACUCGUUGAGGCGUAUGGAGCAGUGGUUGAUUCCCUUGCUGCCCAUGGAAUCAUGGUAGUUUCGGAUAAUCAUAUAAGUCAGCCAAGAUGGUGUUGUGAUAAUGAUGAUGGCAAUGGCUUCUUUGGAGAUCGAUAUUUCGAUCCUCAAGAAUGGUUUCAAGGAAUCAGUUUGGCUGCUCAAAGCUUAAAAAGCAAAGCCCAAGUUGUAGCAAUGAGUUUGAGAAACGAACCACGAGGACCAAACCAAAACGUGGAGAAGUGGUUUCAGUAUAUGAGUCAGGGAGCUAAACUCAUUCACCAAAUUAACCCAAAUGCUUUAGUAGUAGUUUCGGGAUUGAGCUACGACACCGAUCUUAGCUUCUUGAGAAAUAGGUCAAUGGGAUUCAACUUGGACAAUAAACUCGUAUUUGAGGCUCACUUAUACUCCUUCACAAACAACAUGCGUGACUUUUGGAUGUCGAAGCCAUUAAACACAUUUUGUGCUAGUAUCAACCAAGGAUUUGAAGAUCGAGCAGGGUUUCUUGUGAGAGGACAAAACCCAAUACCACUAUUUGUUAGUGAGUUUGGGAUUGACCAGACAGGCACAAACGAGGGUCAAAAUCGAUUUUUGAGCUGCUUUUUUUCUUAUCUUACUGAGAAUGAUUUUGAUUGGGGCUUAUGGGCAUUGCAAGGUAGCUACUAUUAUAAAGUUGGUGUGAAAAAUGCAGAAGAAAAUUUUGGUGUCUUAGAUUCCAAUUUUACAAAAGCAAAAAACUCAAAAUUAUUCCUUCAGAGGUUUCAACUAAUGCAAACAAAACUUCAAGAAUCUCAAAGGUUGCUCUUUUAUACAGAUCCAAGUUCAAAUUUCACAACAUCAUUCAUAAUGUACCAUCCUCUUAGCGGCGGGUGUAUGCGGAUGAACAAAAAAUAUCAAUUAGGAAUUAGUAGCUGUAAGACUUCUAACCGUUGGAGUCAUGAACAAGACGGUGCUCCUAUUAAGUUGGCAGGAUCUAUAUUGUGUUUGAAAGCCAUAGGAGUUGGGCUCCCUCCAAUUCUUUCUCAAGACUGCUCAAGCCAACAAAGUAUAUGGAAAUAUGGUUCAAAUGCCAAAUUGCAACUGGCCACUGUUGAUGAACAAGGACAAGCCUUAUGCUUGCAAAGAGCUUCUCAUUCCCAUCAAAUUGUGACCAAUAAGUGUUUGUGUUCUAAUGAUUCUCAAUGCCAAGAAGAUCCACAAAGCCAAUGGUUUACACUUGUCCCAUCAAAUCUACGUCUCAUAGCUUAA